AUGUCAGCCAGCGACACGAUUUAUAGUUUCUUUUUCCUAAGUCAGAUCUUUAUUGGUGUGGUGGCAAACUCACUGGUCUUCCUGAUAUAUGCGUACAUCUUCCUGAUCGAGCCACACCUGAAGAAGCCCAUGGAUGUGAUGUGCAUGCACCUGACAGUUGUCAAUACCGUAACUAUUGUCCUUUCCAUCUGCAGAGCGUGUGUCAGUCCCAGUCAUUCUAGAUGGGCGUGGCUGAAGUCUCAGCUGUCUCAGUGGAUUUUACCUUCUUUGCUUUCCUUCUGGGUCAUCAACAUGCUGAUCUACAUUCACAUUAUUGAAAGCGUGAGAGCAAAAUCAAACUCCACUCUUGGCAGUGGGCGUUAUGUUCAGGCAUACUGUGAGAACACUAAGGGUGAAGAAUACAAGUCAAGAUUAUUUUUAAGUGCCAUGAUGAUGCAUGACCUUGUGUGUAUGGUGCCCAUGGUCGGGAGCAGCCUCUACAUGGUGCUCAUCCUCUACAGACACCGCAGGAGAGCCCGGCACAUCCACAGCCUCACUCACUCUUCUCAGUCAUCUGCAGAAAACAAAGCCACCCGCACUAUCCUCCUGCUGGUGCUGUGCUUCGUGGUAUUUUAUGUUGCCAACAACUCUUUGAUGUUUUAUGGGUUACACAACUCUGGGAAAAACAUAAGAUUGGAGGGUAUUAAUGGAAUUUUAUCAUCAUGUUACCGCACAUUCUGCCCCUUUUUGUUGAUAAAGCACAAUAAGAUCUUUGUCGAACUGAUUUCCUCCAUUUCAAAGAUAAGAAUGAAAUUUUCCUAA
Ochotona curzoniae (black-lipped pika) is the source of this 801-nucleotide messenger RNA. Its product is annotated as vomeronasal type-1 receptor 96-like. The record is from RefSeq and is a predicted model, not a curated record. Gene Ontology annotation, molecular function: pheromone receptor activity. Gene Ontology annotation, cellular component: membrane. Gene Ontology annotation, biological process: G protein-coupled receptor signaling pathway. NCBI's taxonomy places the organism in Eukaryota, Metazoa, Chordata, Mammalia, Lagomorpha, Ochotonidae.